CAGUCCACUGUCCAGGAAUCAAUAGUCUACACAGUGUCCGGAAGCUACCAGUUAUACUUAUCCAGUCUCACUGAACUCGAACCAACCAGAAACCAAGGAGAAGCGGAGUGAAGAAGAGAUGUCGAACGAUACAGGUGCAGUGGUGUGCGUUACCGGUGGCAGCGGCUGCAUCGGAUCCUGGCUCGUCCAUCUUCUUCUGGACCGUGGCUACACUGUUCACGCCACCGUGAGAGAUAUCAAGGAUGAGAAGGAAACUAAGCAUCUAGAAGCCCUAGGAGGAGCAGAGAGUGGACGUCUCCGUCUCUUCCAAAUCGACCUCCUCGACUACCUCUCCAUCACUUCUGCCGUCAAGGGCUGCGCCGGAGUCUUCCACUUGGCUUCUCCCUGCAUCGUCGAUCGAGUGCUAGAUCCUCAGAAGGAGCUUCUGGAUCCAGCCAUUAAAGGAACGGAAAAUGUGCUUACAGCUGCAAAGGAGGCAGGGGUUAAGCGCGUGGUGGUAACGUCAUCGGUCUCGGCCAUAACUCCGAGCCCUAAGUGGCCUGCUGAUGUAGUCAAGGGAGAAGAUUGCUGGACCGACGUCGAGUACUGCAAACAAAUUGGAUUAUGGUAUCCACUAUCAAAAACGUUUGCUGAGCAGACGGCAUGGGAGUUUUCGAAGGAGAAGGGAUUGGAUGUGGUGGUUGUGAAUCCAGGAACCGUGAUGGGCCCGGUUAUCCCCCCGACACUCAAUGCAAGCAUGAUGAUGCUGCUGCGCCUUCUCCAGGGAUGCACUGAAACAUACAAGGAUUUUUUUAUGGGAUCCGUUCAUUUUAAAGAUGUAGCAUUGGCACAUAUAUUGGUGUACGAAAGUCCAUCUGCAACUGGAAGGCACAUGUGUGUUGAAGCUAUAUCUCAUUACGGUGACUUUGUAGCUAAGGUUGCUGAACUCUACCCUGAAUAUAAUGUGCCCUGCAUACCAAGGGAUACACAACCUGGCUUGUUGAGGGCAAAGGAUGCAUCAAAGAAGCUAAUGGACUUGGGCUUACAAUUUAUACCUAUGGAGCAGAUAAUAAAGGAUGCUGUCGAGAGUUUGAAGAGCAGGGGACUAAUUAUUUCUUGAUUGAAGCUGCUUGGAAACAGGAAACCCAUGGAUGGUAUAUAAAGUGGUGAACGAAUCUCCCUUUUAUAUAGAAAGCUGUAGUUUCUGGCCUUCAUUUGGCAUAGUUACUCUUUAUCUCGUCCAUUUCUAGCUUUUGAACUAUGAUGAGAGCUUCAUUGGUGAUAAUCAUAGAUGAUGUUCCAAGAGAUGGUGUCUUAUGAUUCUUAUGACUUCCUUCAUUUCAAAUAUGAAAUUGCCGUAUGACAACUUA
Messenger RNA from Tripterygium wilfordii, 1349 nucleotides. RefSeq names its product phenylacetaldehyde reductase. Gene Ontology annotation, molecular function: oxidoreductase activity, acting on the CH-OH group of donors, NAD or NADP as acceptor. The transcript has 6 exons. Lineage: Eukaryota; Viridiplantae; Streptophyta; Magnoliopsida; Celastrales; Celastraceae. The record is from RefSeq and is a predicted model, not a curated record. The coding region runs from base 119 to 1099 and encodes 326 amino acids.